Molecule: messenger RNA, 2217 nt
Organism: Effrenium voratum
Lineage: Eukaryota; Dinophyceae; Suessiales; Symbiodiniaceae
Source: the annotation of a GenBank genome assembly
AUGAAGCGUGGCCGGGAUGACACCCCCCCGCAGAGGGGCGGUUUGGACGGCGCGCCCAUGGCCACGCCCUCGGUGCUGGGCUUCGCGCGCUGGGGCCUGCAGCGGAGGCCGCAGGUCCUGGCGGCGAUGAAGGCGUUGGGCAGAGCGAAGCGCCGGGUGCGGCUGUUCUCCAUGUACACGGGCUGGGGCACUGCUGAGAUGGCCGCGGAUGCGCUGAGGAGCGCGCUGCGGGAGCUGGGGGAGGACCUGGAGAUAGAGCUGGUGUGGAUCUGCGAAUCCAACGUGGACAAGUGCCGCUACCUCGCCAAUGCCUUCAGGAACGUCCAGUACAUCUUCACGGAUGCCUCGGAGGUGGCCACAGGUUUCGCCCGGGAGUAUCGCAGCGGCUGCAAGCUGCUGGUGCCUUUCGACCUGGACGGGGGCUUCGUGGGGUACCCCUGCGUGGACCUCUCGUCGCUGAACAACGGGCCGGGGCAGUUCACCGACACCGCCACGGCCACCGGCAGGGGCUAUGCAAACAUGCUGAGCGUGGUGGAUCGCUGCAGCGGCCUCGCGUUUCUGGGCGUGGAGAACAGCGCGAACAUGUGGCGCAAGCGGAAGCAGGACGAAUGGAGGCGCCCCAUCGACCUCCAGGACGAAGCCUUCCGCGGCCGCGGCUUCGUGGCCUCCUCCCACUGCGUCUCUGCCCACGAGUUCGGGCCGCCGCAGAGCCGGCGCCGGUCCUGGAGCUUGUACCUCCGGCGCGGCGCGCCGGAUUCGGAGCUGCAGGCGGAGGUGGCCCUCUCGGACCUCUUCCUCUCCUUCCGCUGCAGCCUCAUGUGCCUGGACCGGAUCCUGGAGCAGCCGGCGAAGCCGGCAGCGAAGCCAGGGAAGUCGAAGCACAAUCUGGACUGCAAGUGGCCGAAGCAGUUCCUGUCGCUGGCCAAGGCUUUGGGAAAGGAGGCCCAGCUGGCGGAGAAGCUGCGGCAGGUGCAGCAGAGGCAGCUGAGCCUCACCCCGCGCGAGGUGCACGUGGUGGCGCUGGCGGCCCUGGAGCUGGAGACGAGGCAGGUGGACCUGGACCGAAACCUGGUGGUCAUCCAGGUGGAUCAGAACUUCGGCAGGUCGUGGCACAGAUCGAACCCCCAAAACGUCACGCCCUGCAUCAUCCCCAAGGGCAAGUAUGUGGUGACGGGGCCCCACUGGCGCCUCCUAGGCACUAGGGAGAAGUGCAUGCUGCAGGGCGUCGGCCUCGAGGAGAUCCAAAGUUAUUCCAUGGAAAAGUACUUAUCUGAUGCCCAGCUGAGCGACAUGGCGGGCAACGCCUUCUGUGCUCCCAUCUGCUUGGCGGCGCUGCUGACGUUGCUGAGCUGCUGGGAAGCGAAGCCGCCGGAGUCGAUGAGCGGAGCCGCCAUGUUUGAGAGGUUUGGAGAGCGGUACCGGCACUGGGAGAUGGACGCCCUGCGCACCUUGGUGCAGAAGGUCCAGGACCGCGCCUGGCGCUUGGAGACUGCUGAGCGCUCCGCCUGCAGCGUGUUGCCGCCACUUUGCCCCGAGCUGACCAGCCAGCGGCCCAGCCCGGAGCUGCUCUUCGACGACUUCGAGCGCUUGCUGGAGCAAGAUGUGGAGGGGAUGAAGGGGGAGGUGGACCCGGCCAGGGUCUCCAUCUCCGUGCCCACCAGCGAGCUUCCGCUGGCAGUGCGCGAUCCCUUCGAGGCGGCCGAGUGCUGCCGCCUAGCCGUGCACUUGCUCACCCUUCUCUGCAAUCAGUUCGAGCACAUCUCCCAGUCUGCCUUGACGCGCUUCGCGCUGAUCGCCCGGCUCCUGAUGCAGAUUCUUCCCAUGCCGCUUCCGCUGGACCACCCCAAGGCAAGCGGCUGCUUUUGGAUGCAGGAGAUGAAGCAGGAGACGAAGGCUGACCUGAUGAGACAUUUGUUCCUGAUCGCGCGCCACUUUGCCGCGGUGUGCUGCACUUUGCGUGCGAGCCGCGAGACGGACGGCGCCCGGGUGGUGGUGUCAGCGGCCAUCGCCGCCAUCAUGGCGAUGCCUUGCUGCGGCGGGUCCUGGUGGGGCCUUUGCAUGGCUCCCUUGCAUCCAGGAGCACUACAGUGGCCUCGCCGAGGGUCCCUGCCUGCCUUUCGGUGUCGACUGCGGCACCUUCAAGGCCGCCUCCGCGACCUUGCUUUUGGUGGCGCCAGAGUGCCAAGCGCUGCGUUCCCUGGUGCUGGACUACUUUGA